AAUGUAUGGAAGAAGAAACUUGUUUCUUCUUUACUAACAAAAGGGAAAGCCUGGAAGUGAAUGAUAUGGGUAUAAUUAAAAAAAAAAAAAAAAAAAAAAAAAACCUUUACGUAACUUUUUUUGCUGGGAGAGAAGACUACGAAGCACAUUUUCCAGGAAGUGUGGGCUGCAACGAUUGUGCGCUCUUAACUAAUCCUGAGUAAGGUGGCCACUUUGACAGUGUUUUCAUGCUGCCUCUGCCACCUUCUCGGUCUGAAGAUAUCAUUUCAACUCUAACACAGCAUGAUCGAAACAUAUAGCCAAACUGCUCCCCGAUCUGUGGCCACUGGACCACCCGUCAGUAUGAAAAUUUUUAUGUAUUUGCUUACUGUUUUUCUCAUCACCCAGAUGAUUGGAUCGGCACUCUUUGCUGUAUAUCUUCACAGAAGAUUGGACAAGAUAGAAGAUGAAAGGAAUCUUUAUGAAGAUUUUGUGUUCAUGAAAACGUUACAGAAAUGCAACAAAGGGGAGGGGUCCUUGUCCUUACUGAACUGUGAGGAAAUUAAAAGCCAAUUUGAAGCCUUUCUCAAGGAGAUAAUGCUAAACAACGAAAUGAAGAAAGAAGAAAACAUUGCAAUGCAAAAAGGUGAUCAGGAUCCUCGAAUUGCAGCCCAUGUCAUAAGUGAGGCUAGUAGUAACCCAGCGUCCGUUCUGCGGUGGGCGCCAAAAGGGUACUACACCAUAAGCAGCAACCUGGUGAGCCUCGAGAAUGGGAAACAGUUGGCCGUGAAAAGACAAGGACUCUAUUACGUCUAUGCCCAAGUCACCUUCUGCUCCAAUCGGGCAGCUUCGAGUCAAGCUCCGUUCGUCGCCAGCCUAUGCCUCCAUUCCCCGAGUGGAACGGAGAGAGUCUUACUCCGCGCCGCGAGCUCCCGCGGCUCGUCCAAACCUUGCGGCCAACAGUCCAUCCACUUGGGAGGAGUAUUUGAAUUGCAUCCAGGUGCUUCGGUGUUCGUCAACGUGACUGAUCCAAGCCAAGUGAGCCACGGGACCGGCUUCACGUCUUUUGGCUUACUCAAACUCUGAGUGCUGGCACCUCACAGGCUGCAGCUCAGCUCCUGUUGGUGGUCUUCGUAAUACGGCCGAGCAGUUAAGACCACCACCCCUGUUGAACUGCCUAUUUAUAACCCUAGGAUCCUCCUCGUGGAGAACUAUUUAUUAUACACCCCCAGGCGUGGAGGGCUGCAAGAAGGGAAUGACAGGGCGGGGGCAGCGCCAACAGGCCCCGGUCGGUAAGAGUUGAUAUUCUGGAAGCAGCCGCCCCACUGAUGCAGACAUCCAGAGAGUCCCAUGAAAAAGACGAGACUAUUAUGCACAGAUUGAAUCCUCAGUAAACGGCAGAUAAUUAGUCCAGUUUCGUUUUGUUUCUUUGCAUGCAGUGUCUUUCACUGGAGAAUGUACUCGAUUUCCCCGCGAAGAUGCUGAAGGGCAACAGGGAGCCUCAGCUCACAGUCAGUUACGGUUGACCCGGGGUCCCCGGGGCCCCGAUGGAGGGGACAGGCUCCAGAAAGUCUGAUGGCGCGGAGAACUGGAAAACCCUGCCCCCACCAGCCACCCUGACACUCAUUCUCUCCCUCCUCCGCCCCCCUCCCCCCACAGUCAGGCUGUUGCUAAUCGGUUAUCUUAUUUCAACCCUGUUGCCUCUCCACCAGUGUAGGCGGGAGGAGAGAGCAGAGGCUGCCCACUCCUCCUCCUGAAAUGACUGUAUUUAAAGGAAAUCUCUCCUACCUACCUGCAGUCUCCAUUGUUUCCAGAGUGAACUUGUGAUUAUCUUGUUAUUUAUUUUUUGAAUAAUAAAGCGCCCUUAACGUUA
Canis lupus familiaris (dog) is the source of this 1852-nucleotide messenger RNA. It is a transcript of the gene CD40LG, whose product is annotated as CD40 ligand. Gene Ontology annotation, molecular function: tumor necrosis factor receptor binding. Gene Ontology annotation, cellular component: membrane. Lineage: Eukaryota; Metazoa; Chordata; Mammalia; Carnivora; Canidae. The record is from RefSeq and is marked provisional. Gene Ontology annotation, biological process: immune response.